UAUCCCGCGCUAUUUGCGUGUAACUUAUUUACGAAUGUUUCUUCAAGACAUAGAGAAUGAGAUUCGUUCGUUUCUGGAGAUCGCCUGCACAUUUGUUUUGAGGCUCAAUAAAUAUUGCCAAGCUUAUUCUUCCAAAGUGUAUCAGCGAAAAGCGUUCGGGCAUUGACGGAAUUCAAAUGUGGGAAACUUUAUAACAUGUGAAGCGGUCAGUUUUCUACCGCAAGGCCUAUUGUUGGAAUAACUGCAGCUAGUGUUUGUAAGCUGUAAAGGCAUAUAUCGUGUUUUGGAAUGUGUCUGUUCUGGAAUGUUCCUGUCAAUUUGGCAUAGAUGGAAUGUAAUGGUCUCCUAGAGAUGUUACCUGUUGCAGUGCUGCUGUUAUUCUCAUUGGUCAAAGCUGAAGAAUCUGUUAAGAUAAGACGGGACAACUAUGUGGCAGAGAAAACAGCAUCAGUGGGAGAGAAUGUAAAAUUAUUUUGUGAACUGCCUAAAGAUGUGAAGAAUCAAAGGUCCUUUUCCUAUAAAUGGACUAAAGAUGACACUGUUAUUGAAAAAACAAAUGAUCAUUACAAGAUUAGAAAAUACACUUUUCUCAAGAUCAAAUCUGUAGUGUUGAGCGAUGCAGGAACGUACAAGUGUUUUGUCAGCAAUGCAAUGUGGAAUGAUUCUAUUACUGUGCAAGUCCAUAUAUUAUCAAAAGGUACUAUGAGAUUUGCUAAGAGGGAUUUCGCCCCAGAGCUUGUCGAAAUUGUUGGAAACAAAGUUUCGUUAGAUUGUACAAUACAUUCGUCUGGUCCUGUAACCAUUACUUGGUAUUUUAAUGGCAAAAUGCUAACCUUUGAUACAAUAAACAAGAACAGGCUCAUGAAAAUAAGCCCGGAUCGUCAAGUGCUGACAUUGUUGCAACUGCACCCGAAAGACCAAGGGAAAUACGAAUGCAUAGUUUCUAACGGUCGAAGCUCGAUAAAUCGGACAAUGAACGUCAUUCCACACGAGGUGGUUAGAACGAGUCCCUAUAUGCUGAAGCCAGUGGACAACAGCACGAUAUAUGCAUCGGUUGGUCAAAACGUUACAGUGGAAUGUGUUGCAUAUGCCCAGGGAAAUUUGCAUUUUCAGCUGCUGCGUGUAACAGCUAAGUCAAGUAAUGGCUCUAAGGUGAUACAGGUCCUGAAAAAACCGACCGAGUACAAGAGUGACCCGCUCUCAGACACCAAAUCGGUUCGUAGAAUAGAAGCUGUUUUUCAUUUUAAUAAUAUCAGCAGAGAUGACUUUUUUGUCUACACCUGUAUGGCUGGAAAUUCGGUUGGCUACGCGACAUCGUCAUUCAGACUUGCUGAGAUACCUCAUCGCGAAGAACCAUCAACUGCUAUACCAACAACAAGCAUGAACAGCUUGGCAACCAGGAUGGGCGUCAAGGAAAAAUUGAUAAAGAGUACGAGUGAAACAACCCUUAUUGUCGUUCUGCUUCUUUUGGUAUUUUUCUUCUGCCUAACGGCCGUACUGCUGGUUAUAUAUCUUCGCAAGAGAAAAUCAUUUUGUAGAAAAAACAAAUACGAGAAACGGGUUGUCCACACCUCUCACCAUACUGUGGAAUUUGAUCCUGACGUCAUGACGAGUUUGAAUACGAGUCAGUUUGGGUCACUGCAAAGGCAGAGGACACUUAGUCGUAACAAGUCGAGGCUAUCUUCAACGCUCACUGAACAAUUUUUCCAGGCAGAUAUUGUUUAUGAUCCAGAAUGGGAAGUUAGAUAUGACAGUCUUGAGUUUCAGUCUUUGCUUGGUGAAGGUGCCUUUGGUCGCGUCAUGAAAGGUAUCUCAAAUGGAUUGCCUGGCAACCCUAAUGCCACCGUUGUUGCCAUCAAAAUGCUUAAAGAGCAUGCUACCGAUCACGAUUUGUCUGAUCUCAUAUCAGAGAUGGAAGUCAUGAAAAUGAUUGGCAAACACAAGAACAUAAUCAACUUGCUCGGCGUAUGUACGCAAGAGAAACUGUGUGUGAUUGUUGAAUACUGUCGCUUUGGAAACUUAAGACAGUUCCUGAGAGAAAGACGACCAACAGGACCUCCACUGCCUGAACCUCCUGAGAAGCUAACACUUUUUGAUCUGACGUCAUAUGCGUACCAGGUCUCUAAAGGAAUGGAAUACCUUGCAUCGAAGAAGUGCAUUCAUAGAGAUUUGGCUGCUAGGAAUGUCUUAGUGAAUGACGAUAAAAUCCUGAAAAUAGCAGAUUUCGGCCUGGCUAGAGACAUACACGCAGAGGAUUACUACAGAAAAAGAACAGACGGACGACUGCCAGUCAAAUGGAUGGCCCUUGAAGCAUUGUUUGAUCGUGUUUACACAACACACAGUGACGUGUGGUCUUUUGGUGUUCUUGUUUGGGAAAUCGUGACUUUCGGUGGAACACCUUAUCCAGGAGUACCAUUAGAAAGGUUAUUUGAUUUACUGAAAAGUGGGUAUCGUAUGGAGAGGCCGAUCAAUUGUUCUGAGGAGCUAUACAACUUGAUGCUUUGUUGCUGGGAAGAAAACCCGUCAAAAAGACCAGCUUUUUCUCAAAUCGUUAACAGGCUUGAGAUUUUGAUGCAAGACCUAAGCGACCAGGUUUACCUGCAAUUACAGCCACCCGUGGUUAGUCCGUUGGCUAUGGGACCGUACGACUCCAAUUCCAGCAGCUCGAGCUCUUCGGAUUCUAGUGUGUUUGACCGCCAGGUGCAAGAGCCUCAGAUAAGUGAAAAUACAAACAGGCAACAUUUCUCAUUCGAGAAUACCGGAGCUGGACCUAAUGAAAAUCGCGCAUUGAUAAACCGGACGGAUAGUGACUGUGUUGAUUCUGGUAUUUCUCCCGGGGUCUUUGAAAACGAAGAAAGUGAACGGCGAACGUUUUUAAGAGCAGCUAAAUACAGCGUAUCCUUCAAAAAUGUGUGAAAGUUUGGUUUGAUGUAUGGCUCUUUCGGUUAAAGUGUCUAUCAAGUUUGAUGGCUCAGCGACGUUGCUGUCAAGUGUGAUGUCGAGCUCUAUAGAAGCUGUUCUGUUAGCGAAAUGUAGAGUGGUGUUGCUAAGACAUGUCCAAAAACAUGUCAACCCUCUGGUUGAGCCAAUAAACGCUUGCUUAAAGUCAAAUUGCAACACCUGGUUUUGCCAUUGGUUACGGGGCGUUCAUGGUUGUCAACUAGCAAGACGUUUUGUUAGUUCUAAUGCGUUUAAUUGUUAUUCUGUUCAGAAACAUACGCAAUGUGCAUCUGUUACUAUUUUUGCCUCUAUAAAGCCAGGCUGUUUACCACGGCAGUAGAGGUCCACUUUUGAUAUAUGUAAACUUUUAGCUAGAAUAACUGAAGCACAACAGUGAAUAGUCACGCACCUGUUUAGACUUUCCUACUGUUAUAUUUUUUCGUGGCACCAGUUAUGUAAAGCAUACCAUUUUUAACUCGAGACAAAGUGUUAACGACACGAGACAAAGUGUUUCCCAUACUACUACCUAAUAAGCAAAUAUAGUAAUAAGUAAUAAGAUAGUAUUUGAUUUUUGCUUAUAAAUAUCUUACUACCUAAAACGUUUUCAAUCAACAUAUUUUUCAUUACUAAUACCCUGCCUGCCUGCCUUUGAAUGGCAAGUUUUCUUUUAUUGUUUGUAUAAAAUUACCAAUCGGCACUAGGAUAGGUUUUCACAAUUUGUUUGUCAUUGAUGGCUUUCCUUAGCUUUAGACGAGUUAUUACCUCUUUUUGUUUCCAUGUUGUUAGUAUUCUCUUUCAGCAUUGAGAAAAGCAAGGAAUCCAGGUCCCGACUUUGUUGAUCAAUAACCAGACCCUAUCUUAAAACCAGAAGAAUUGCAAAUAUUUGUUUUUCGCGCAUUUUCCAAUCUGAUCUGAUAUCCAUUCCCCUCAUAAAUACCAUAUCUUUAGAACAACACAAGCUUCAGAAUCAUGCCAAUGUCAGCAUGACUGUGAUGUCAGUAAAGCAGAUUCAUGGUCGUCGUGAAUUAGAUAUAAUCGCGAGGGACAGCUAUUGUCUCUUGUAUCACUUUCCGUCUUUGUUGUAAGAUAUUUCGGCUUCUUGCUACUCUUUUUGAGGUUAAAUUAAGCGUAUUUAUUGUUCAAAACGAAUAACAUGUUUUGUACAUCUUGUAUAUACUUAUUUCUAUUUUAUGCAUUAUAACGAAUCUUUGGUAUGCUAUUUUGUAGAAUUGAAAAUUUGUAUCUUUUUUAAUUUUGAAUUGUACCAUGUGCAGGUAAUUUCUUUUUAAGCUGUGAAUUUGUACUAUUUUUAAGGAUAACUUCUAUCGUUGGUGUGGUAA
Rhopilema esculentum is the source of this 4280-nucleotide messenger RNA. RefSeq names its product fibroblast growth factor receptor-like. Gene Ontology annotation, molecular function: ATP binding; transmembrane receptor protein tyrosine kinase activity. NCBI's taxonomy places the organism in Eukaryota, Metazoa, Cnidaria, Scyphozoa, Rhizostomeae, Rhizostomatidae. Gene Ontology annotation, cellular component: plasma membrane; signaling receptor complex. The record is from RefSeq and is a predicted model, not a curated record. Gene Ontology annotation, biological process: protein phosphorylation; cell surface receptor protein tyrosine kinase signaling pathway; multicellular organism development.